This is a messenger RNA of Penicillium subrubescens, 267 nucleotides long. RefSeq lists its product as uncharacterized. Bases 1 to 267 code for a protein of 88 amino acids. The record is from RefSeq and is a predicted model, not a curated record. NCBI's taxonomy places the organism in Eukaryota, Fungi, Ascomycota, Eurotiomycetes, Eurotiales, Aspergillaceae. The transcript has a single exon.
AUGACAGGUCGCAGGCGGGUCACUGUCAGCAGCCCCGACAACCACAGGCCACUAGACUAUUGGGAAGACGAAAAUCAUUGGCGUGAGGAGAACACACCCUUCCGCGGCAACGAUUGGCUCCUGCAGGAUUCUCUCAAAAUUGGAGGCAAUGCUAAUACCCCUGGCCCGUGGAGGCAAAACUCAUCUCGAGCAGGGCUGGUCCUUGCACCUGGAGCCGCACGGGUUCACGAUCCCGGCCGCAUGCAGUGCGAGGAUGAACAGAUUUAG